AUGUGCUUUGAAGCACUUGAUCGGACGCUCAGGGAUCUUAUGUCAGUUACCGAUCAACAUAAGACACAUAAACCAUUUGGUGGUAAGGUUGUUGUUCUAGGAGGUGAUUUCAGACAGAUACUUCCGGUGAUUCCGAAAGGAAGUAGACACGAUAUAUUGGCAUCCGCUAUUAACUCAUCCCAUCUCUGGUCAUUUUGUAAGGUUCUGAAACUGCAUACAAAUAUGAGGCUUCUAAUGUCUUCUUCGGAUCAAGAUGAAGGUGAAAUGAAGAGAUUUGCUAAUUGGAUACUUGAUGUUGGAAAUGGAAAUAUUGGCUCUAUUAUUGGUGAUGAAUCAGAAGUUGAAAUUUCAGAUGAUCUAUUGAUUACAACUACUGAUGACCAUUUGGUAGACUUUGCAUAUCCAAAUUGUUGUAAAACAUGUCAGAUUACAGGGAUAGAAAAGAAGUAUUUGAGCUCUAACACAAUAUGUCAAGCUGAUGAGAAUGAAGAUGUACAACAAGAGUGGUUCACACCAGAGUUCCUAAAUGACAUCAAAUAUUCAGGAUUGCCAUUUAAGUUCCAACAGAGACAAUUUCCAUUAACACUAUGCUUUGCAAUGACCAUUAACAAGAGUCAGGGUCAAUCAUUAUCACAUGUAGGACUUUAUUUGCCAAAAUCAGUGUUCACCCAUGGACAACUUUAUGUUGCUUUGUCAAGAGUUAAGAGUCGCAGUGGCCUCAGGGUUUUAAUUCUAGACGAAGACGGUAAUCCAAAGUUAUCAACAACAAAUGUCGUGUUCAAAGAGGUUUUUAAUAAUAUUUAG
This is a messenger RNA of Arachis duranensis, 804 nucleotides long. RefSeq lists its product as uncharacterized. The coding region runs from base 1 to 804 and encodes 267 amino acids. Gene Ontology annotation, molecular function: DNA helicase activity. The transcript has 3 exons. Lineage: Eukaryota; Viridiplantae; Streptophyta; Magnoliopsida; Fabales; Fabaceae. The record is from RefSeq and is a predicted model, not a curated record. Gene Ontology annotation, biological process: DNA repair; telomere maintenance.